UCCGCCGUGCGUACGAUUGUUGUAUUCAAUGUGUGUCAAUAAUGCACCGGCUGAUAACGGUUUUACUGAUAUGUUCCUGGACCGGGUGUCCGAUCGUUGAGCAUGUGUUUCGGCGUGAUUUCUGUCAGUAGACAGAAACUUGGAUAGGUUUUUUUUGUUGUUGUUGUUGCGCCAUGAGGUCAUAAAACAGCCGAUGUAUAUAGGCAGUAUCUUAUUAAAUAAGGUGCCCAACAUGCGAGAUAAGGCGUGAGAAGGUUUGCUUAAUGGUGAAAGCCAGCUGAAAAAUAGGCGAGGCGAAGUGAAGUUGAUAUAAAAGAAGCACCUUGGGGACAUUGGCUGUCAAACAAACGGUCCCCAAAAUGCGAUCACAGUGUAGCAUACUUCUUGCACUACUGUGUGCGGUCGUUGGGUCGGGCGAGCUCGUUCGCUACGACAACUACCAUCUGUUUCGGGUGUCGAUUAGUGACAGAGGCCAGCUCGAUGUACUGCGGCAGCUAGAGCAACAGAACGAUGGGUUUAUUUUCCUAGACCCACCUACCCAAGUGCGUAUGAAUGUCAGUGUGCUAGUUCCACCGCGCAAGCUAGCCCAUUACUUCCAACUCUUGAAGAGCACGCACCUCAGCUCACAGCUGGCCACCAACAACUUCCAAGCGAUUCUUGAUGCAGAAAAUCCACCGAAAAAAUCCGCCCGCAGUGAGACGACAUUCGGCUGGGAAGAGUACGAAACACUUGAGGCCAUCUACGAAUGGAUCGACGCGUUAGCGCUUCAGUAUCCCGACAUUCUUACCGUCCAAAGUAUUGGACAAACGUACGAAGGACGGGACAUGAAGUUGGUGAAGCUGUCCCAGCAGGCCGGCAAUCCGGGAAUCUUCCUUGAGGCUAACAUUCAUGCACGUGAAUGGAUCACCUCGGCAACGGCCACCUGGCUACUGAAUGAGCUACUCACAUCCUCCGAUCCGGCAGUACAAGAGCUGGCCACUGGCUACGAUUGGUACAUCCUGCCUGUAGCUAAUCCGGACGGGUUCCAUUACACCAAGACUACCAAUCGACUGUGGCGCAAGAAUCGCUAUCCUCACAAUAUCCUGUGCGCUGGGGUUGACCUGAACCGUAACUUCCCGUACCACUGGAUGGAGGGUGGAGCAUCGCAGGUACCUUGCAACGAUAUCUACGCCGGACCGGAACCCGCAUCCGAAAUCGAGACACGUAACAUGAUCGCGUACUAUGAAACGAUCGCCGACCGGAUUGAGUUCCAUCUUCAGUUCCACUCGUACGGACAGUACAUACUGCUGCCGUACGGUUAUCAGGAUGCCGACUAUCCGGAUAACUAUCUCGAUCAGAUGGAAAUAGCGGAGGCAGCUGCAAUCGGAUUUUCUACCCGCUACAACACACCGUACACCUUUGGAACGAUUGCUGAUGUGUUGUAUGUUGAUUCCGGAUCUACAACCGAUUGGGCGCACGGUUAUCAUCGUACCCCGCUCUCGAUGUGCUUCGAGUUUCGCGAUAACGGCCCGUACGGGUUUGUACUGCCCGCGGACCAGAUAAUUCCCAACUCCGAAGAGACCCUCGAUGCGCUGAUAGCGAUGCUUGCCAAAGCCAAAACAAUGGGCUACUUCCAGCGUUCCUGACAACGUACCGAUCAGCGGGACAAGCUGUCCAAUCAAUCAAAACAUCUCCAAGCUAUCGGACGCUUGGCGCUUUAUGGCCCGGGUCCGGGGGAAUAAAUAGCUCCGCUCGUCAGCGAGAUAAACACGGCUUCAAAUAUCUGUAUGUCCCCGUUCGAUAAGAUGCAAUAAAAAUGCAAAGCUUCUUGACGAUUGCUUAAACCACA
Molecule: messenger RNA, 1828 nt
Organism: Anopheles stephensi (Asian malaria mosquito)
Lineage: Eukaryota; Metazoa; Arthropoda; Insecta; Diptera; Culicidae
Product: zinc carboxypeptidase-like
Exons: 3
Coding region: 360-1625 (421 amino acids)
Biological process (GO): proteolysis
Molecular function (GO): zinc ion binding; metallocarboxypeptidase activity
Source: RefSeq, a predicted model, not a curated record